AAUUUCCUUUUCGGGCAAUCUUUACCGCUCCUACCCUUCAAAGUUUAUCUCCAUUUUCCCCUAUUCCCUUUUAGGUACCUUGACACCUGAUGAUUAUUGGGACCUGUCAGUCAUUUUAAUCAUUUCUGGGGUUUAUCGUAACACUUUGGCAGUUGCCAGAUCCCCUAGCCCAGGUACCUAGUCAGGUACUUUACAAUCCCAUCCAUCCAAUCCAUACACCCAUACAACCCAUACCAUACACUUCCAUUUUCAGUUCAGUGAGGGGGGGGAGAACAACGGACAACUGUGGAAUAGGACGCGACCCCUAAACUAUCCAUAUUCUGUCUUAUGACCUCAGCUGAUGUCUCUUCCUAGACCCUGCAUGCGUUGUUUUUUCUUGCUUUUUUUCCUUUUUCUAAAUUCCUAUUUUCUAUUCCAAUUAUUCGAGAUACACUGAUACCUAAGCUGAAGCCAAGAGAUAGCCCAGCUGAAUAUUCUUGUCCUGCUUGAUUCUCUGAGCCCUGCACGUGCUCAACAUUUCCUAAAGAGGCUUCAAGUGGCUGUUUUCACAUUGAACUAUCUAGGACUGAUUGACUGACACCGCCUAAAGAUCUCUAGUACGCGGCCUUCUUCUGAGAGGCCGUCGUUAUCUCCGCGCUCGCCCGUCAAUUCUAACAAGCCGUUACCAUCUCCGCCUCCUCCGGGCACAAUCGACAAAGUCGAUGGCAGACCUCGCAAGCCCGUGCUGAAGCUAAACCGCAUCAUGGCAGCACUAACCGACGCGGAGAUAGAGAAAUUGUUCUCCGGGGCUCCGCAAUUCUUCGCUAGGUCUCAAGGUCACGGAACCGGUGCCCCGCAUCCAUCCGUGGCUUUUCCUUGGAAUGAUGAGUUAGGCAUUAGAGAUUUGACAGAUCACGUCCAGAUCGGAGAUGAUGCCUGGGGUUGUGUUACCGCUGGUCCCCGGAUCAUUCUCCGGGAUCCCAUGUCCGUAGCAUCGCCGUCUGGGAGGAAGCGCCCUCAUUUCAAUGCGAAGUGCCAGGAACGGCCAAACAUGCUUAGCAUGCAAGGUCUUGAAAAGGGCACCAUUGGGUACCAAGCAGCUUUGGAGAUUUCUGUCGCCGAUGCUCUCCAGGAGGAACAGUAUGGGUUUGACAGCUUAGGUUCAAAAGGCCACGUCAUCGUAGAGCAGCGUCAAAGGCUCAUAACUUCCAAAGACGGCUUGCGGCAUCUAGAUGACUCGACUAUAAUGGAACAGCUGAUCAAAUCCGAAGAAAGGUACCGCGCGGAGCGAAGUGGUGUUCGAAUGAAAUCCCAGGACCUUUACAGCGAGUUGUUCACUAAAAUUCUCCACCCACCGACGAGGGUCAUUGACCCUAAGGAACCUUACAGUUUAGCCGUACAAAUCCAUGCCCUAGUGAAGGUACUAGGGGCCCCUAAUGCCUGGACUGAUUUCUCCCGUCUCGAAUGGAGGAUCCGUCUUGGCCAGAUUUUGUGGGCCUUCCCCUUGGACGAUGAGAUCUUCGACGGGGCGGCGAUCAAUGAAGGCAAUGAUGCCCAGGAUCGAAGUGAAGAGCGCUAUUGGUUCCUGCUUCAAAUUCUUCUUGCCUGUGAACUUCUUAUUCGAUUAGAUGCUAUCACCGAAGGUGAUGAAUGUGGCUUGGGUCAGAGUCUUAAGUCGUCUGAAGUACACAAGUUUGAGAAGGAGGCAAAUGUCUCAGUCAGAUGGUCGUUGAUCCUCGCCCGGUCGUGGCUAGAGAAUAUCAUGGUCACAAAGUCACAUACGAAUCAUUCCGAGCCAUCUACACCUAAGAGUUGGCUCUCUUCGUUGACAAGCAAGAUGAAUCUCAAACAUGAACACAUGUACGGAGCGCAUCAUGUUGAUCAUAGUCAAUACCGUCACAAUGGCCAAUCCGAGCAUGUAUAUGCGAUUCAAGGGAGAUAUAGCGAGAGACAAGUUUAUGGUUUGGUGCAUUUUGCGCGAAAGCUACGCUGGCCGGACAUACAAAUGUCCAGUGCAAAGGUAUUCGAGAAGGCGUUGGGGUUAGGUAGGGCCACGCCUAUCACUACGGCUCAUUCAUUUGAGUCGCGCCGCUCUUCAUACUUUUCUGGCGAUAGAUCAUCAGUGCAUGACAGGAGACAGCCAUCCAGAAGGCGGAACAUCGAAGCGGCUUUGCACUCAUCAGGCUGGUUCUCUAAAUCAUACGUGUCCGGUUUGAUCUUGCCGGGUGAAGUAUUAUCCCAUUAUCUAAUGUCAGCUUUACUUGAAGUUGACGAAAAUGUACUGGGAAGACUUGGCCCAAUGGCUAAUCUAAGCGGUGGCUUUGUCUAUAGCGGGAAGAGCUUUUGGAGCACGGCAUGUAUUGUAGGUCGUGUUCUAGCCGCUGGACGUGGUGCCGCAGAGUGUAUGGGCUGGAUAUCAAGCGACGUGAUCCCCCGAGGACUUGAUGAGGGCUGGGUUAAUGUUGCAGUAGACACAAUACCUGCCGAUAUUGCUCGCACGGGAAGAAAAGCCCGAAUAUAUGGCAAGACUACCAUCGAAAGAGAGUCCGAUGUACUCGGGGAUGCUGACCCUUCCAAUGUGCUCCCCGCCGACUUUAUCAUCCCAUACGAAAAUUCAUAUGCCAAUCCACCACCUUCAAACGUCAGAAUAGAACUCAAGUCCUUGAAUCUCUACGCCCCAAUAGACAGCGUAAGCACGACACCUACAGCUGAUAAGGGAUUCCAUCCCUUCUCCGAUUCCACCAAGGAAAAGGCCCCAGAAAUCCAUACCUAUCCCGCUUCUGUAACAUUUACAAUGUCACACGAUGCACUUGACCAGGAAGAAUACCACAAUUUUGCCCUGUCUAAUGACGUUUAUUUUGUUACAGCACAUCCUUGUGUUGCCUCUAGUUAUGUUAAAUACUUUAAAUCGCCUACAAGCCCUACCAUCCAACAAAUCGACGUCGGUGGCCACGACCUUAAUGGGAAGUCUUCUAGUCCAGCGCACAUUACAGGUCAUCCCCUACAUCGAUUCUACAACUACGCCGCGAUCCACCUCACAGACCUUAUCAGACAUCCUACCGCAACUCUAGAUGAAUUAUUAAGCAAAAGCGCGCCCAAUGGCCGCUCCAAUCACUCGUCACCCUCUGCCGCCAGCAGGCUUCCCCGCUUUCUGGUCAUCGAUUGUGUAACAGGAUUUGCCCCACCUUCAUCUCCGGAUAUGCCCUCUCUUUCUCGCAUGUCCUCGCUCUCAUCAUCCUUCGGCAUGGAGCCUACUAGCGUACCCCCUAUCCGGAUGCCCGGUUCUCUAGACUUAGAGCGCCGACCAAGUACGGCCGCCUCGACCCGCAGUAGGGUUGAGCGAAUUGACCCCCCGAGUCCGAGCCCCUCGUCUAGGAUGCGCCUCGGAACUCGAAGGAGACAAUUCGGAUCCGACCUUGAGAUUCUCGUGCGCGCAUUAUGCGCCGAGAAGGGAUGGAAUGCGAUUAUUAGUCGUCGUAGGAGGGGUUGUCUUGCGUGCGCUAUCCGAGAGGCUGGAGCUCUGGGAUGGAAAGUCAUCGUCCGCGUCGAGUAGGCACCUUGAAAUAAGGAAUGUGGAAAACGGCGAGAGAAGUAUUAAUCAUAAUAAUGCAGAGGUAUUGGUACGGUAUUAAAGUCACGAAUGAAAUGGAUUAUGAAAAAUUGCAGCAUUGCAGGGAAAAUCAACCCACUGUUCGGAAACGGUUUACGACAUGAGAUGGGCAUGAGGGGUUGUGUAUAUAAUGGUUGCCGUCGCUUCUUUUUGUACAUCUUGCGAGAUACCCAGCUCCCCACGCUAAUAAUAAAAAAGGAGUUUAACACUUUGGA
Molecule: messenger RNA, 3804 nt
Organism: Hypoxylon trugodes
Lineage: Eukaryota; Fungi; Ascomycota; Sordariomycetes; Xylariales; Hypoxylaceae
Exons: 3
Coding region: 743-3532 (929 amino acids)
Source: RefSeq, a predicted model, not a curated record